This is a messenger RNA of Amyelois transitella, 2092 nucleotides long. RefSeq names its product putative lipid scramblase CLPTM1. Bases 181 to 2085 code for a protein of 634 amino acids. NCBI's taxonomy places the organism in Eukaryota, Metazoa, Arthropoda, Insecta, Lepidoptera, Pyralidae. Gene Ontology annotation, cellular component: membrane; endomembrane system. The transcript is spliced from 3 exons. The record is from RefSeq and is a predicted model, not a curated record.
GUACAACACUAGAGCACGAGAAAUCGAAGAGGUUUUUGAAUAACAAAUUAUAAUUCUCGCAUUCUCGUCUCGUCUUGUCUCCAGCUUUUCGAGAUUUUAAUAUCAAAAAUUGUAAACUAGAUAAUGUUCUUAUUGGUGUUUUCAGAAUAAUCUAACCAAAAUCAAUAACGUAUUUCAAAUAUGGCUAAUAGUAACGAGGAGUCCACUAGUGGAUCUGAAGAUAAUAAAUUAGUGCCAAGCGAAAUUGGUGCUACGGAGAACGAUAUAGCUGUAGCUACAAGUGAUGAUAGCAGAGAUAUCAAUGCUGAAAUCGAUGAACAGCGACGACGAAUGCAACCUACUAAAUUGGAAUCAUUUUUUGCCAUAACCAAGUCCCUCAUCCUAAGGGCCUUAGUAGUUUAUUUUAUCACAUCAAUGUUCCGCCAACCAUCCGCUCCUAAAACAGAUAUAACAAGUCCUACAGGGACGCCACGCGUGGCUGCCACCAACAUGUUCUCUAAUGGUACAUUAUUAGAUAUGUAUUGUUAUCUAACUGAAAAAGAGAGUUUUUCUAAUUUUGACUCUAGCAAAUUGAUAUGGAAACAUACUGGCCUUGUAUAUGGAGAUUGGUAUGGAGGGCCCAAUGGGGAUGGUACAUUCACACAUUCAUUAAAUUUCAAAGCUUCAGAUACCUUAAAGAACAAUGGUUCCAUAUAUCUUCAUGUAUUUAUUGUACCUACGGGAAAAUCACCUGAUCCCAAUGAUAAACAAAAUUAUGCUUUAGGAAGAUAUACAUAUGGCAAGAAAAUGUUAAAUAAAUACAAGAAAAUGCGUUACCUAAAAACACAUAACCUGCUCACUGGACAAACAGAAAAAUCUGCUGUAGAAAUACAGAAAGCAGAAACACUAAAAGAAGAAAUUGUGUCACACUGGCAUCCUAAUCUGACAGUAAAUCUGGUAACAGAUCAAACUAACUGGAUGCAAGGUAGUGUGCCUCCUCCUCUAGAUGAAUUUAUUUAUUUCUUACCUGAUGGUAAAGAGUACAAACCAGCUGUAUUUUUAAAUGAUUACUGGAAUAUGAUGCGAGACUAUUUCCCAAUCAAUGACACUACUGAAAGCCUUACAUUGCAAUUGACAUAUCAGCCUCUAAGCCUUUUCAAAUGGCAGCUGUAUACAGCCCAAGCAAUGCGUGACAAACUAAGCAUGUUUUCAGCAUUAGGAGGCGAGGAGCAAGAUGAAGAACAAGACACAGUUAAAGAAUUGCUUUUAGAUACAUCUCCAUAUUUAUUGGCAUUGACCAUAUCAGUCUCAGUAUUACAUUCAAUAUUUGAGCUAUUAGCUUUCAAAAAUGACAUUCAGUUCUGGAACAAUAGGCAGUCAUUAGAAGGCCUGUCUGUAAGAUCUGUUUUCUUCAAUGUCUUUCAAUCAACAGUUGUUCUUCUAUAUGUUCUUGACAAUGAAACAAAUGUGAUGGUCAGAAUAUCUUGCUUCAUUGGCUUAAUGAUUGAAGUAUGGAAGAUAAAUAAAGUUAUGGAUGUGAAGAUCAAUAGAGAAGAUCGCAUAUUUGGCAUUCCAAAGUUAACAUUUACAGAUAAAGGUUCAUAUGUACAGUCUAGUACCAGAGAGUAUGAUACUUUAGCUUUCCGUUACCUCAGCUGGGCAUGUUUUCCUCUCCUAAUUGGCUAUGGUGUAUACUCACUGCUGUACCAAGAACAUAAAGGAUGGUAUUCUUUUAUCCUAAACAUGAUGUACGGUUACCUUUUAACCUUUGGAUUUAUCAUGAUGACACCUCAAUUGUUUAUAAACUACAAGUUAAAGUCAGUGGCUCAUUUGCCAUGGCGCAUGAUGACAUACAAAUUCCUUAAUACGUUUAUUGAUGAUAUUUUUGCAUUUGUUAUAAAAAUGCCUACAAUGUACCGAUUGGGUUGUUUCAGAGAUGACAUAGUGUUCUUUAUUUUCUUGUAUCAGCGUUGGAUCUACAAAGUUGACCAUAAACGUGUCAAUGAAUUUGGUUUCUCUGGAGAAAUGGAGCAACAGCAGAAAAAUUCCAACAAUACACCAGCUAUUACUGAGAAAGAAGAAACAGCUGAUAAAAAGAAUGAUUAAACCCAUU